Cajanus cajan (pigeon pea) is the source of this 704-nucleotide messenger RNA. RefSeq lists its product as uncharacterized. The record is from RefSeq and is a predicted model, not a curated record. Lineage: Eukaryota; Viridiplantae; Streptophyta; Magnoliopsida; Fabales; Fabaceae.
UGUAGCUUAAAAGAUAAGAGGUAGUGAGUGAGAGUAGCCAAGAUUAUCUUUUGUUCCCAGAGUCCAUAGUUGAAGUUAAAGAUGAGGUGGUGGUGUUGGACGGUGUUGCUGGUAGUAGUUGCUAGUGUGGCAAUGGCAGAAGAUGGAAAUCCCAUAAAAGCCACGUCACACGCGCAGAUCCAGUGCACAAUGUGUUCCUCUUGUGAAAACCCUUGCAACCCACUUCCUCCUCCUCCCAACUCCGCCGGAGGAGCCUCCUACUAUUCCCCGCCUCCACCCUCUCAGUAUACAUACUCCUCACCACCACCUCCCGCAUCCUCUGGAGGUGGAGGAAUCUACUACUACCCUCCUCCCAGCGGCGGAAGCUACCCUCGGCCGCCGCCGCCCAACCCGAUUGUGCCGUAUUUUCCUUUCUACUUCUACGGCCCUCCGCAUCCCGACGUGGGCGGCGGCGCUCCUCCGGCCUCCGCCGCCUUCUGGCUUGUCUCUGCACUUGGAUUAUCAUCCCUUGUGGUGUUGUGGGUUUGAGAAGGAAAAGGGUGAGAAUAACGGCGCAGAUCUAAGCCAAAUGAAACCCUCUAGAACUCUUUUUAUUAUGAUAUAUAUAUGUUUUGUAGUGCCAAUGUAGAUUCAUCUGCUCUUUCUUCACCACUCUUAUGUAUGCUUUCCCUAUCUAGACAUGAAUUCAGGAUACUUAUCACCUA